AUGGAGCCCAAAGCGCCAGGGAGGCCCCUGCAGCUCAUCCGGCUGAAUAUGGACGAGCGGAAGGUGGAGGUCAACGAAGAUGCGUUGGGUCGCCUUGAGAAACGCCUUAGAGAAAUGGGCGCCACAUCGGUUGCAGUUGUCUCGGUGAUGGGGGCUUUCAGAACUGGAAAGUCUUUCCUUCUGGACUUGUUCCUUCGAUUCCUGAGAUGGGAGGCGGAUCAUCCUGAAGAGGCCAAAGAGGCCGCCAAGGCGCGGCCACUGCUCUCUUCGAUUUUCAGUGCAAAUGAUGUGAUGCUGUAG
This is a messenger RNA of Cladocopium goreaui, 300 nucleotides long. NCBI's taxonomy places the organism in Eukaryota, Dinophyceae, Suessiales, Symbiodiniaceae. The record is from the annotation of a GenBank genome assembly.